CACUGGAGCGUCGCGGGUUCUCUGUGGCGCGCCCACAGCCUACUUGGCCACCAUAGAGUUGGGGUGCUUUCGGUGCUGAGUUUGAGUUUUCAGGUGGAUUAUGACGCCGCUGCCAAAGCUUGCGGUUUUUGAUCUAGAUUACACGCUCUGGCCUUUCUGGGUUGAUACACACGUAGACCCCCCGUUCCACAAGAGCAGCGAUGGAACUGUACGAGAUAGGCGGGGCCAGAACAUCCGACUGUACCCGGAGGUACCGGAAGUCUUGGAAAGGUUGCAGAACCUUGGAGUGCCAGUGGCCGCUGCUUCACGGACAGGUGAGACGGAAGGCGCCAACCAACUCCUGGAGCUCUUUGGCCUCGUCAAAUAUUUUGUUCAUCGGGAAAUCUAUCCAGGUAGCAAAGUCACACACUUUGAAAGGUUGCACCAUAAGACUGGAGUUCCUUUCUCUCAGAUGGUCUUCUUUGAUGACGAGAAGCGGAAUAUCAUAGAUGUGGGCAAACUGGGUACUGAGUCACCACUGGGGGGGUGUUACCUGCGUUCACAUCCAGAAUGGAAUGAGUUUGCAAACACUAACUCAAGGAUUAGAGACAUUCGCAAAGGCCCAGGCUAGACCCUGACAUCCAACCCCGGGGCUAAGCCUCAUCUGAGGUGUAAAACCGAAAUCAAGAAAGCCUUGUUAGGUGCAUUUGCAAUGUAUUAAAGUGUCCGAGUGUGA
Myodes glareolus (Bank vole) is the source of this 715-nucleotide messenger RNA. RefSeq names its product magnesium dependent phosphatase 1 (gene Mdp1). NCBI's taxonomy places the organism in Eukaryota, Metazoa, Chordata, Mammalia, Rodentia, Cricetidae. Gene Ontology annotation, molecular function: acid phosphatase activity. The record is from RefSeq and is a predicted model, not a curated record.